UUUAUUGUAUUCAGUUCUAAAAUAGUAUUAAACGUAUAACUUAAGUAAAAAACGAUAAGUGUUCAAAACAAGAAAAUGUAUUAAAAACACAAAUAUUAAAUUUUUUUUAAAAAUAUUUUUAUUAUCAAUGUCAACUUCAUCUAACCAAGAAGUAGUACACGAAGGGUGGCUCACAAAGUCACCACCUUCGAAAAGAAUUUGGCGUGCUCGAUGGCGGAGACGAUGGUUUGCUCUUCGACAAUCUGGCGAAUUACCUGGACAGUAUGUUUUAGAGUAUUAUACAGAUAGAAAUUGUAGAAAAUUAAAAGGACGAAUUGAUUUGGAUCAAUGUGAACAGGUGGAUUCUGGAUUAACUUAUGAACAACGAAAAUUAAAGUAUCAAUUUAUGUUUGAUAUUAAAACACCAUCACGUAUUUAUUAUUUAGCAGCUGAAACUGAACAAGAUAUGAACAGUUGGGUGGAAUGUAUUUGUCAAGUUUGUUCAUUGAAAGUUUAUAACAACGAUUACCCACAGCAAUUACCAACAAAUUUACUUCCAGAAGUUGAGGCAAUCGAAAUAACAGAAGAAUCAAAUAAUGCAUAUGAAAGUUUUAGCGGACCAUAUAUUCCAAUAUCGCAAUGUAUAACCGGAAAACCCCUGACGUCACCGACUGGUGCACAAACCUUACCCAGAUAUAAUAAUUCAAAUAAUGAAGAUAAUUUCGGUCAAACAUCAACAAUGCCAUUUACACCGGUUAAACAAAAUGUAAGGAAAAAUUCCCAUACUGGAAGUUGUAAUGCAUCAUUAGAUUGUAAAUUUUACGAUUCACCACGUAAACAUGGUAUGUUAAAUGAAUCACAAUCGUUGGAUUAUACAAAUGUGAAUAUACCGAGUGAUUCAAGUCCAACAUUACAAAGUCCAACGGAUUCUGAAAGUGUGUUUACCGAUGAAGAAUGGUUGCAUUCAAUGCCAAAAUUACCAUUAAAACCACGUCAAUCUAGACCAUCGGAUGCUUCAUCGAUUGAAUUCGAUUCAAAUAUAUUAUCAGCUGCACAAAAAUUUACUAAAAUUAAUUUAGCUGAAACGAAAUCUGUUCCACCACGACCACCUAAACCUUUACAUUUACUUGGAAAUGGACCAUCACAUAACUAUUUAAAUUUAGAAAAUUCAAAUUCGAAACCCAGUAUUGCUGAACGGCGUGCAAUUAAAAAUCAAGAAAAGCAAUUAGCGAAAGAAGAUUCAGAUGCAAGUGGUGUAGAAGCUGCUGCUGUUAGUCCGAAUGCUGUCGUUAGUCCGAAUGAUAUGAAUUUGGUAAUUGCUGAUGAUAUGUACGAUUUUCCACGAACACAUCAUACAUCAGAAUUAGAUAACAACAACAAAGAAAACCAGAAUCAACGGCCUCAGAAGCAUUGUUACAAUAAUGCUGCACCGGUUGUUGUACCAACAAGUGGUGGCAGCGAUACACAUGUUUUCCGUUACGACAUAUCACCAUCGGCAGUAUCAUCAACUGAUACUACAGCUGGUGGACCUGAAUCUCAAAUAUUUCAGUAUGAUUUCAAUACCGGUGAUGAAGCAACUGAUGAACCAGCCUCACCAUGUUCACAAAGUUCAUGUUCCACGACAGCAAUGUAUUCAAAUGUUCCAUCACCGUUGCUUGCACCAAAUCAGAAUGCAGUUACGCCACCUGCUGUAAAUCGUGGUUUAAAACCACGUGGAUUAUCAAAUUCAACAUCAAUUCAUUCGUUAAAUGAUACAGCACCAAGUGUUAAUCGAAAAUUGAAGCCUGUUUUACCUGUUAGAAAUGCACAAUCGUCAUUAGAUAAUCAUUCUCAAGAUGGGGGCGAAUAUGGAAAUAUACGUAGAAUUGAGAUGCGUAAUACGAAUUCUCGAACAAGUAAUUGCCAUAAUGAAUUUGAAAAUAUUUCGGUAUCACAAUCGAAUGCAGCAGAUUCAUUAACAAAUUUUGAUAUAUUACAGUAUUUGGAUUUAGAUUUAGAUGUAGAUACACGAAGUUGUAGUUUAAAUAGCUUACAACAGCAACCACCACGAUCAAAUAACAAUAGUAAGAAAACUGUAUAUAAAACAGUUGAUUUUGUUAAAACAGAAGCAUUCAAUCGAACAAAAAAAACAUUGGAAGCUGAACGUAAACAACAUCCAAGUGAUCUUUAAACUUUAAAAAACAAACACAAGUGCAUUUAUUAAAACAUUCAAUCAAUAUUAUAUAUUAUUAUUAAUUAUAAUAUAGUCAG
Chrysoperla carnea is the source of this 2229-nucleotide messenger RNA. It is a transcript of the gene dos, whose product is annotated as GRB2-associated-binding protein 1. The coding region runs from base 128 to 2149 and encodes 673 amino acids. The record is from RefSeq and is a predicted model, not a curated record. The transcript is spliced from 8 exons. NCBI's taxonomy places the organism in Eukaryota, Metazoa, Arthropoda, Insecta, Neuroptera, Chrysopidae.